Marchantia polymorpha subsp. ruderalis is the source of this 4331-nucleotide messenger RNA. NCBI's taxonomy places the organism in Eukaryota, Viridiplantae, Streptophyta, Marchantiopsida, Marchantiales, Marchantiaceae. The record is from the annotation of a GenBank genome assembly.
GUACACGAUAAGAAGUCCGUCGUGGUCUCUCUAUCACUCUGUCUCUCACAGUCGCGUUCCCACUGACCCCACGAAGGUCUGACUGCCAGAGCCAGGGUCAGGGACAGGGACAGAGCCAGGGCCACAGCUGCCGACUGAGCCCGAGCCCGAGACCGAGCCAGAGCCGGAGGCAGGACCAAAGCAGGAGACCGAGCCUAGGGCCGUAGGCCUGGCGAUCUACCGGCGCGUGGAGUGCGAACUCUUUCUCGUCGGGAGGGCGAACGAGGAUUCGACGACGACGAUGAGGGUGAUCGGCACGUUGCGCUGGGGCGCUGCUGCUGCAGCUUUGGCGUCAGACUAACGCUCGUCGGCCUUCGCACUCGCUCACUCGCCCGGCCUCCGAUUUGUUCGGUCGAGCAGCAGCAGCAGCGCGAGAUUUCGCCAAUUGCUCGGUGCUGGGCUUGUUGGUGGGCAGGAGGAGUACGAGGAGGAGGAGAAAAAGACGACGCGCUUCGACGUACGCAGGCGUGCGUGUGUGUGGUUGGAGUGGCGCACGAAGGACGAGGAGGAGGACGAGCGAUUAGGGCGAGGAGAGAGGAAGGUGGAUGGAUCGGGGAGACAGACUGCUCUGGAAUCGAUUGGAUCAGUGAUUUGGCGGAGGACUUGUGCUGGGACGCUGCGCUAGUGGUUGUGGUGAUCGCGCAGGCGAGGGCGAGCGGGGUUAGGACCAGGCCCGUGGGGGCCGGGGGCCGGGAGGAGGAGGAGGAGGAGAAUGAGAUGCGAGCGGGAAGGGAUUGUGCAAGUGCAAAGGAGGAGAGUUUAGAAUCGGUACGGGAAAUAGGGAAGGUCCGGGGUUAAGGUGACGGGGAGGGGAGGGGAGGGGAGGGGAGGGCUGAGGCGACGGUGGGAUUGUGGGAAUAGUUGGAGCUGGCCAAAGUGAGUCGCAAGAGGGAGGCAGUGGAUCGAGGGAGAGAAGAGCAGAUCUGGAUGGGUGAGCAUGAUGAUGAGGAGCUGCAGAGGGCGUUUCGCAUGAGCUUGCAGCCUGUACCGGAUGCGAAGCGCAGCAAGCCGCGAGACAAUGCUACGCUCUCGUCUCCUCCAGCCACUCCUCCCUCGUCUACGGAGACCGCCGAAGCGAGAGAUCGGCGGUUGCAGCGGGAAAUUCUUGCUGCGGCUGCCGAGCAGAGGAGGACGAGGUCUAUGGCUCGAGGGGGCUCCCCGGGCUUCAUCGAUCCCUCUAUAUCGUCCUCCUCCCAGGUCGAUGUCUCCAACGAGCACCGCAGCCCCGGUAAAAUUGCGGCUCCGGUGCAAGAUAGAUUGCAGGGUCAAGCUGGUGUGAGAGAACUCGGGGAAAAAAGCGUGCGAGGAAAGAGAAGGGUUGAGGAUGAACGACAACAGCUGCCAUAUCGAGUUGCGGAGCAGUUGCACACAAUGGUUUUUGGAACAAAUAUGUCGAAGGAUGUCCUUGCUCAGUGGUGUAAUCAAGGCUUUCGAUUUAGUCCUGAUCAGGAAACGUCUCUUGGAUUGGUCCAGCGGGAAGGAGGCCCCUGUGGAGUUCUUGCACCUAUACAGGCACUAGUGUUGAAGUACCUCCUAUUUGUGCCGGAAGACGAGGCUGAUGCUCAAUUAUUUGGAAUCAGGGACAUGGUUGCGUCGCACUCUGGAAAGUCACAUAGUGCCGGCGGUGAUUCGCUUGAUCCGAGACUUACAUUUAGCGACCCUCGAAGGACAAGAGCAUUAGUUCGAGCUAUGGGAGAGACAUUGUGGAAAGCUGGUGGAAAGCAAAAAGCGAUGUUGGUCGUUCUUGACAUUCCUGGUUUCGCUGCGGAAGACAUUUCCAAGGAAGAAGAGCAAGAUGAGAUUGCCGCGAAAGCAUUGGAUGGUGUGGCCCUGGAGUCCGUUAAAGAGUUCCACAGGCUAGUAAAAGUUUGUGCAGUAACAUCGAUUUCGGCUCUCCACCUCCAGCUUCACUCUCUGCUUCCAGCUUUUAGAAGUCGCAUGGGAGCACUCUUACUUCUUUUUUCUGUCCUAUUAUCUCGCGGUCUGGAUGCAAUUCAAUCUGACCGUGAUGAUCCAGAACAACCCCUCGUCACUCCGCCAUUUGGACAUGCAUCGCAGGAAAUCGUGAAUUUACUGCUCUGCGGGCAAGCUGUACCGAAUGUUUUUGAUGGGAGCAUGGACUUAGGGGGCGGGAUGUGUUUGAAAGGAAUACCCAAUAAUGUGGAAGUCGGUUUCCUUACCCUUCUCGAGUCUCUCAAUCUAUGCAAGGUUGGACAGCAUCUAAAGCGACCCAGGUGGCCAAUCUGGGUAGUUGGCAGUGAGUCACAUUACACAGUUUUGUUCGCAUUUACCACUAAGGUCCAAGAUGAAAGUGACAUCGAGGACAGAGAGGCCAGCAUACGUCAGGCAUUUGAUGCCCAAGAUCAGAGCGGAGGGGGUGGAUUCAUUAGUCUGGAGGCCCUUCAUCAGGUCUUGAGCGACCUCCAAAUUGAUAUGCCUCAAGAUCUUUUCAACAACCUAUGCAGCAGUGAUAUUGUUGUUUGGAAUGAUUUGUGGCAAGCCCUCUGCCAAGUGGAAAAGAGUAAAGGUGGUCUUCAAGACACGGCCGCCUCUUUGGGGAAGAAACAUUUUGAGCUUUAUCACUUUAACGGAAUUGCUAAAACUGUUGCUACUGUGGGAAACGUGAUACAUCAGCGACCAAAACUGACAAAGUUACGAGUAACCGUACCGCCAAAGUGGACUCCUGAUACAGUUUUGGUGGAGGAGUACAAAGUAGCCUCACAAGACAGCACAGUUAUGGCGGAAGGUGGAGCAGUGAAGGAAGAGCCUGCACAGCAUGCCCCACUUGUAGAUUGCAUUCGUACUCGGUGGCAACGUGCUUCUUGUAAUUGGUCGAACGACGCACCAAGUAUCGUGUGAGACAGUUCUUGUAAGAGACCUAUCUAGUCACCAAGUAUGCCCAAUUUUAUUUUCGUGUGUUCGAAGCCACAUUGGUUUUCUACUUCCAGAUCUCUUGCCAUCUGUGUCCAAAAAAUUCUUCUCUAUUCUUUCAGGGAAAGAGAUGGUGACUGGGCACUAAUGACUGAUUUCUCUUGGUCAUCAGUGCCAACUUGAACCUGGAGUUUGUGCUCUUUACGUCGAUGCAUGUGAUCUUUUCCGGAUGAAUACGAAAGCGGUUAAUUCCAGUCGCGAAUUCCAGCCUGUGAGUAUAUUGAAGAGAGUGUCAGGUUCUCUGACCAACCCGAGUUUUGUAAGAACCCUAUAUUUGGCCAAUAUUGACCAGACAUUGUUCUUUCAAGGUGCUGCACUUGACGGCAGUAAUAUCGCUCGAGGGCUCAACGGAUUGUAUACCAAGGUGACAUCUCACUACGGAAUAAAGGAGAGUUGAUAUGCUGAACAUCCGAUCCAGGCUAAGUGAAACGGUGCCCUUGAUGAAGUGUACUCUAGAUACGGAAGAGUUCGGAUGGUUGCGCCAUUGAAACUUUGUGUGAAACAGCCUAAAGCAGACGAGCUGCUGCUGUUUCUGAAAUUUUUACUCCUCCCAUCCAGGUCCUUAGCUAUUUUACCCUCCGCGACACAUGUACCUUGCAGAAAACUGAGGUACAUGCGAUAGUCCUGAUCUGAAAGUUGGUACAUACGUAACUCUGUGGAGCGGUAUGACGAAAACCGAUGGCUCGGGGUACAAAAGUUGGUAGCUUUUUCUGGUUCCAGAGAUAGUGCUCUUACUUCAUUGUCGGUAUUAAUCUUCUUAUUUGGAGUGUCAUUAACAACACCAGGAGAUUUGUUUAUACCGGACAUCCCGACCAUGCCCCUCGUGUCAUAUCGGUUGCAUCUCAUGUUGGAUGCAAACCGCACCUGUCUCUCCCUAUUGCUACCGAGCCCAACUUGAUCAGCUCAGCAAUGUUCACAGGUGAGGAAGGUAGAGGGACGGCUUUAGGGUGGCAGCUUUGUGUACCGAGAUCUGUUUGGACACUGACGUAUUGGCUCGAGAUGAACUUGCACGUAAGGAUCAUGUCUGAUUUUUGUUGUCAUCCAUGACUAUUUUGGUGAAAGUCACGUGGAGAAUGUGUUUCACAAAGUGCCCUGGUCUGAGCAGCGAGAUUGUCGUUUCCAAGCCAAAGCAAAGCAAGCACCAGCGAAUGGGGUUUGUCGGAAAAGCAGAACGCUGGCCUUUUUGCACGUGUUUGCCUGACGUGCUAUGAAAGGGCACCGAAUCUGGAUGGUGACUAGAUAGACGGACGAGCAACAUGUCGUGUGCAUACGGAAUGAUAUCGAAGCUUCAGUGUAAAUAAUCGCCGGAGGAUGAAAAUCCAUGUUAACUUCUCCUGUAGACAAUGAAAUAAGAAAUUUCC